Molecule: messenger RNA, 471 nt
Organism: Fraxinus pennsylvanica
Lineage: Eukaryota; Viridiplantae; Streptophyta; Magnoliopsida; Lamiales; Oleaceae
Source: the annotation of a GenBank genome assembly
AUGUGUCCAUCAGGAACCGCCUCGGGCCGUCGUGAAACAACCGGAAAACCCAAUUUGCGAUCAGCAUUCGAUGUUCUUGACGUCGAUAGCGACGGAAAGAUUAGCCAGGACGAUCUACGGGCUUUUUACGGAGGAUUUUCGGGCCCCGGGGAUUCUAACGAGGAUGAUAUAAAGUCUAUGAUAUCUAUGGCGGAUCUUAACGAGGAUGGAUUUGUGGAAUAUGAAGAAUUUGAGAAGGUUGUGAAUGGGAAAAAUGGUAGAAAUGGGAGACGGGGUGUUAUGGAGGAUGCUUUUCGGGUUAUGGACAAAGAUGGAGAUGGGAAAGUGGGCCGUGAGGAUUUGAAAAGCUACCUUAAAUGGGCCGGGUUUGAGGCCUGUGAUGAAGAUGUUGAAGCCAUGAUCAGGUUGGCUGGUGGUGAUGAAAAUGAUGGGGUUUCAUUUCAGGGUCUUCUCAAGGUUUUGGCUUUUUGA